Musa acuminata subsp. malaccensis (wild Malaysian banana) is the source of this 730-nucleotide messenger RNA. The record is from RefSeq and is a predicted model, not a curated record. Lineage: Eukaryota; Viridiplantae; Streptophyta; Magnoliopsida; Zingiberales; Musaceae.
GCUACGUGGUUCGUGAGAUCUCCCUCAUCUCUUCUCCGCCAAUGGCCUCUCGUCUCCCACGUGAUCCCUGGCCCACGUCCUCGAAUGCCCUCCUGCCCGCACUCUACUUAUCGCCUUCCUCUUAGUUCUUCAUACUCUGCAACGCUGAAGCUUGCAGUGAUCGUGAUAGCAAGUGAGUCAUGGGCGAAUCAUCAUCAGCCUCCUACAUCCGCAUGGUGCAACAUCUGAUCGAGCAAUGCCUCGUCUUCCACAUGAGCAAGGACGAGUGCAUGGAGGCGCUCGCCAAGCACGCCGACAUAAAGCCCGUCAUCACUUCCACUGUCUGGAAGGAGUUAGAGAAGGAGAACAAGGAGUUCUUCCAGGCGUACAUGAAAGAUCAAGCGGAGAAGGCCAUGGAGAUGGAGGCCGCGCAGAGGAUACAGAAGAUGCUAUCCGAGUCGGCCGCCAAAGAUUCGGAGAAGGAAGACUAAGAUCAGAACCCUCCAAUGCCGUCGCCAUCAGUAACCUCCAUGAAUUCUUAGUUAGUAUCACGUCUGUCGCGAUCGCGGCAAGAAGAUCGAGUCUAAUGUAUGGGCCGUGGAAUGGUGAGGAAGAAGUCUGUGGUGGUGUGCAUGGAAUCUGGGGUGUGGAGUAGUACGUACAUGUGUAAGCAUGGGGAUGGCUGAUCCCUCUAGAUGUAUAGGAUUCGCUAAACCUAAUUCGUACGCCGGUAAGCCAUCGUCAUCAGACC